Molecule: messenger RNA, 2410 nt
Organism: Branchiostoma floridae (Florida lancelet)
Lineage: Eukaryota; Metazoa; Chordata; Leptocardii; Amphioxiformes; Branchiostomatidae
Product: HHIP-like protein 2
Exons: 7
Coding region: 476-1816 (446 amino acids)
Source: RefSeq, a predicted model, not a curated record
GACUCUGGAGUUGUCGGGGACACACGAUGAGGUGUCGGGCGAAUAUGUACAUGUAUUCCUGACUUGUCGGGCAAGCCCUGUCCCGACAUCUUGACUAUGACCAUAAAAUUCCCUUUUAGACGCUGAAAAAAGGCCGUCGCCGACCGGAUGUCGACAGUGCCGACAUAUAGAAAAACAUGCAUAAAUUGGGUCACGUCGCAGGUUACGACAGGUAAACGUUACAGGUGGGUGGUUCUUUCAGGUGGGCGGGUCACGUACAAGUAAAAGGCGUUUGAACAACAACUUGACCUCUGACGCGAUUCGUAUUUCAGUGAUAGACAAAAGAGUGUCUGGUUAGAGUACGUCGACGCCCAGAACACCUCAGGCACCAAUAAGGGCACGACACGAGUUAGGGAGUAGGCCGGGUGACUAUUAAACCCUCCAGCCUGGCAGCUUGAGAGAUUUACACGUGGUGGCAACACGGUUUAAUCCAGUCAUGUACAUAUACGCUGUGCUGUUCUUCCUUGUGGCCUGUAGUCACGUCACGUUAGGAGCUAAGGACUGUUCUACAAGUGCGACAAGUGAGACGCCAGGCUGCCUAUGUCUCCAAGAGGUCGUGGGCGGGUUGAAGAACCCAGUGGCCAUGUUGCAGCCAGAUGACGAUGCAGGAAGGUUCUUCAUUGUUGAGCAGAUCGGACUGAUACGCGUUACCGACUCCAGCGGGCGGCUGCUAGACCAGUCUUUCCUGAACAUCACGUCCAAAGUGUUGACGUCUGACAGUCCCGGGGACGAGCGAGGCUUGCUCGGCGCGGUUCUGGACCCACAGUUCCGCCAGAACGGAUAUUUCUACGUGUACUACAGCACCAGGGAAGGCAAUGGCGGGGGCGGGCACAAAUCUGUGUUGGCGAGGCUGCAGGCAUCAAAUGACAGGAACCAGGCUGACCCGGGUUCCGAGCGAGUGGUGAUGGAGAUAGCGCAGCCGGGAGACCGUAACAACGGCGGCCAGCUGCUGUUCGGGGCUGACGGGUACCUGUACGUCAGCGUGGGGGACGGGGGAGCAGGCGCGCACACCGCCGGGAACACGUCAUCCCUCCUUGGAAAGAUUCUGCGCAUCAAUGUGACUACAGCGGACUCGGGACCGCCCUACAACAUUCCCCAGGACAACCCGUUUGUUGGACAGGCCAACGCACGACCGGAGGUGUUUGCUUACGGCUUCAAGAACCCCUGGCGUUGUUCAGUUGAUAAAGGAGACAAGGAAGGUGUUGGCCGUGGGCGAGUGUUCUGUGGGGACGUGGGGAACUCCAGCUACGAGGAGAUCAGCAUCAUCAGCAGGGGCGGGAACCACGGCUGGCCGGACAGGGAGGGGCACACCUGCCAGGACCCCAGCGGGUGUGACGAUGAUCACGUCCCACCCAUCCACGUGUACUCCCAUGAUGAGGGUAUUGCAGUGAUAGGAGGCCCCGUGUACCGGGGAUGUUACAUACCCAGCCUCAGGGGGAAGUACCUGUAUGCUGACUACACAGGAAAGCUGUUUUACCUGAAGGAACAACAGAAUGGUUCAUGGACGAAUGCAGCCCUCUGCGUUGGGGACAACAGUGUGUGUAAAACCAGCAGUCAGCAGUCCUGGGGAGCUGCUAACUACUUCAUCCUCGGGUUCGGACAGGAUGUCUCAGGUGAGACAUACCUGUUGACUACCCUCAACCCAAGUGCGUCUCAGCCCCUUGGGAAGGUCUUUAAGAUUGUGGACCCAAAGUCUCCAGUCAGUGUUGCACCUGCGCUGCAGCUGUCUGCCUUACUGCUGCUCAUCACACUUCUUUUCCUGAAGGAUUUCAUCUAGAAAGGAGUUUUAGAUAAUACAGCAAGAGAUUUGUUGCUACAUGACAAAACCUAGACACAAGAGCUUUUAUGAUGAUAGAUCUAUCUAGUUGUCAAUAAAUGUUGUGUAAAAGUGCCCCUAAAAUAGUACAUGUAUUAUGAUUUGUCUCAUUUGUUGCAGAUGUAACCAAGGAAAUAUUGCAUAAAUCUAUCCUUUCAUGUUCUUGUCACUUAUAAUUUCUGCAUGUAACAUUAAGAUCAUGUUUAUAUUUGAGCCAUAGAAUUUUUUCUAUGACCAUUCAAUGCUAUGUUGUAGUGUGCUACAAAAGACACACAAGCAGAGGGUGAUUUUCAUGCUGUGAAUUCUCUUUAACAAUACAUCAUAUAAAAGGAAAUGGCAAUAUUGAUAUUGCACAAGUUCUGUCAACAUGUUCUUUUUUUUGCUACAAACACAUUGUAUUGAAAAGCCAUCUUCCAUUACAUCUUGAAAUGUCUUUAUAGUACAUGUAAUAUGUUCCUUACACAGGAAGUUUUCCUUUCCACAUACAUUUUCCAAUGUGAAUGUGAUCAUAGUAAUUUGGACUAAAUAAAAGGAUUUUGUGACUGUUUGUAUCUU